Messenger RNA from Phodopus roborovskii (desert hamster), 1845 nucleotides. RefSeq names its product cholinergic receptor nicotinic beta 4 subunit (gene Chrnb4). Gene Ontology annotation, biological process: regulation of membrane potential; chemical synaptic transmission; signal transduction. NCBI's taxonomy places the organism in Eukaryota, Metazoa, Chordata, Mammalia, Rodentia, Cricetidae. The record is from RefSeq and is a predicted model, not a curated record. Gene Ontology annotation, molecular function: acetylcholine-gated monoatomic cation-selective channel activity; transmembrane signaling receptor activity. Gene Ontology annotation, cellular component: synapse; neuron projection; postsynaptic membrane.
CCCCCGAGUGGGCGGAACCCACAGCUGCUUCCCAGGCGGGGCGCGCGGACUCCGCUGGGUCCUAGUGCAGAGCCCUUAGACAGACUGCCAACCAGGACAGUCGCUCACUCGCAGUUCCAGUGCAGGGUGACCCACCGCCACCAGGCCGGCCAUGAGGGGCACGCCCCUGCUCCUCAUCUUUCUGCUCGCCCUGCUUAGGCAUCGUGGUGGUGACUGCGGUAGGAUUCCCCCAGACAAGGGCCCAGUGGGCCUGACUGUCCGAUUCCCAGGGGACUGCCGCCUGGCCAAUGCCGAGGAGAAACUGAUGGACGACCUCCUGAACAAAACCCGCUACAACAACCUAAUUCGCCCAGCCACCAGUGCCUCUCAGCUCAUCUCGGUCCAGCUGGAACUACUACUGUCCCAGCUCAUCAGUGUGAAUGAGCGAGAACAAAUCAUGACCACCAACAUCUGGCUAAAACAGGAAUGGACUGACUACCGCCUGGCCUGGAACAGCUCCUACUAUGAAGGGGUGAACAUUCUGAGGAUCCCUGCAAAGCGUGUCUGGUUGCCUGACAUCGUGUUGUAUAACAAUGCUGAUGGGACCUACGAGGUGUCUUUCUAUGCCAAUGUCAUCGUGCGUUCCAAUGGCAGCAUCCAGUGGCUGCCCCCUGCCAUCUACAAGAGUGCCUGCAAGAUUGAAGUGAAGCACUUUCCCUUUGACCAACAGAACUGCACCCUCAAAUUUCGCUCCUGGACCUAUGACCACACAGAGAUUGACAUGGUCCUUAAAUCGCCCACAGCCAUCAUGGAUGACUUUACUCCCAGUGGUGAGUGGGACAUCGUGGCCCUCCCAGGACGAAGGACAGUGAACCCACUGGACCCCAGCUAUGUGGACGUGACCUAUGACUUCAUCAUCAAGCGCAAGCCACUCUUCUACACCAUCAACCUCAUCAUCCCCUGUGUGCUCAUCACCUCGCUGGCCAUCCUGGUCUUCUACCUGCCCUCUGAUUGUGGGGAGAAGAUGACACUCUGCAUCUCCGUGCUGCUAGCACUCACAUUCUUUUUGCUGCUUAUCUCCAAGAUUGUGCCUCCCACCUCCCUUGACGUACCACUCAUUGGCAAGUACCUCUUGUUUACCAUGGUGCUGGUCACCUUUUCCAUCGUCACCACUGUAUGUGUCCUCAACGUACACCACCGCUCACCCAGCACUCACACCAUGGCAGCCUGGGUCAAGGAGUGCUUCUUGCACAAGCUGCCCACUUUCCUCUUCAUGAAGCGCCCAGGUCUCAAAGUUAACCCAGCGGGGAUCCCUCAUCCCAGCCAGUUGCACCUGACCACAGCUGAUGCUGCAUCCACCUCUGCCUUAGGCCCCAGCAGCCCAUCUAACGUCUAUGGACAUUCCAUGUACUUUGUGAACCCAGUCCUUGCCACUCCCAAGUCUGCAGUCAGCUCCCACACAGCAGGCAACCCCAGAGGUGGCAGACUGAGGGCCUCUGGGAGGUUCCGGCAGGACCUACAGGAAGCUGUAGAGGGCGUCACCUUCAUCGCCCAGCAUCUGAGAAGUGAUGAUCAAGAUCAGAGUGUCAUCGAGGACUGGAAAUUCGUAGCGAUGGUCGUUGACCGCCUGUUCCUGUGGGUGUUUGUAUUUGUGUGCAUCCUGGGCACCGUGGGGCUCUUCCUACCCCCCCUCUUCCAGACCCAUGCACCUUCCAAGGCCACCUAGGCUACCCAGCAUGCCAAGGGCCCCUGGGUUAUGGGGAGAGGAUAUGAGAAGCCAAGUGGGCGCUUUACUGCUUCCUUUAGGUCACAGCUAAUGAGACCCUAAAUAAAGAUGUGACCACUGGCAGUCAGCCCCAUCAAAAC